AACCAGUGCUGUCUUCCUUAGGACAAUCGAAUAUGGGGCGGUGGGAUAGAUUUCCUGAUCGGCAGGAAGAAGCUGAUAAUUGCUCAGAAUCUGUGAAAUUUGAUGCUCAUUCAAUGACAGCCUUCCUUCUGCAGAAUCCGAAAAACGGCCCUGCUCUUCAGGAGAAACUGAAAUCUUUCAAAACGGCACUGAUUGCCCUUUACAUCCUCGUGUUCGCCCUUCUCAUCCCCGUCAUCGGGAUAGUGGCAGCUCAAUUCCUGAAAUGGAACACAAAAAUUUGCUCAGUUGAUUCCGUUAAUUCAGCUUAUCUAUCUCAAAAUCUCACGAGAAACAGAGGAACUGAAAUGAGAUUUCAAGAAGUUGUGAUGGAACGCAUAAGCACCAUGGAGAAGAGAAUCCAAUCCCUUUCAAAUACGGAGGACGACCUUAUCGACACAGGCUAUUUCCAGAAUUUCAGUGUGAAAACCGAUGAAAGAUUUAAUGAUGCUCUUUUCAAGAUAAGUACCUUACUUUCCUCCGUGAGUGGACAUGAAAAUAUAAUAAAUGACAUCUCCAAGUCUUUAAUGAGUCUGAAUACCACAUUGCUUGAUUUACAGUUAAAUGUAGAGGCACUGAAUAGCAAGGUUCAAGAGAAUGCACUGAAAGAACAAGAAGAAAUCAGAAAACUAGAGGCUUGUGUGUACAACGCAUCAGCAGAAAUCAAGUCUCUGAAAGAAGAACAAGUGCAUUUGGAAGAGGAAAUAAAAGGAGAUGUGAAACUGUUGAAUAACAUCACGAACGAUCUCAGACUGAAAGACUGGGAACAUUCUCAGACAUUAAGAAACCUUACUUUAGUUCAAGGUCCUCCUGGACCCCCAGGGGCAAAAGGAGAUAGAGGAAUUACUGGAGAAAAUGGUACACCUGGACUUCCAGGUCCCAUAGGUCCUCGAGGCCUUAAAGGUGAUCGGGGAGCAAUUGGCUCAUUUGGAAGUCGAGGAGCUCCAGGCCCACCCGGGAAGACAGGGAACCCAGGUUUUCCUGGACGUAAAGGCCAGAAAGGAGAAAAAGGAAGUGGAAGCAUGCAAAGACCAGUACAACUUCUCUGAUCAUAUUAGGGCAGGACCCUUUUAAGAUCAGAUGGGUUGGGUAGGACACCUUCUGCUACCAUCUCAAUAAAAGACCCUUCAUCUCUGGACAAAUCAUCAGCACAACUGACUUCCAAGAUCCCUUUCUGACUCCACCAAGUGACCUUGGUUCCCGUCUUUUUCGGCUCUGCAUGGCAUCCUCUCCUGGUCCUUGGUGAUGUUUGGGCCUCUGCUCUCAUGUCCAUCUCUCUUCUGACUCCAGUACCCCAAACCUACCACCAUCCCCCAGUACACCUACCCUGGAUGCCUUCAAUGAACUGGCUGGCAGACUGCUACAACCAGUUCCAGAUUAUAGAACAAGAGCCCUCUCCCAUUUAUUCAACUAGUAACACACUGGUUUUAGGAGAAACUUCAUGGUUAUUGAUUGUAUGUGGUUUCUUUAUAUUUAGAACAUUAGGCAUAGGAAUGACAUAAAAAUGAUUUAUUCAACUAAUCAAGAUAUUUCCAUUGUGGACCUACUGGAACUAAGAAGGUAAACAUCAUUUGUAGUCCUACAGAGCCAAUCAUCCAUCGAAAUAUAGACAAGUAAAUGAGUAAUUGUACCACAGCAAAGCUAUACAGGGUGAAGUAUAAGAAAAUAGUUAUUCAGAGGAGAUACAGAUUUAAUUCCUUAGGAUAUUAAGAAAGUUUAUUUUGACUUAUUUUACCUUCAUGUCUUAUUCUCCAUAUUAUACAGUAUUUUCCUCCAACCUCUAAAAGGGCAGAGAUGGAGCUUGGAUAAUAUAUUUAACACAUUGAAGCUAAACUAAAUCUUUUUUCCUCCUAAAUUACCUGGUCAUUUCAAGCAAAAUGUCUGGAUUAUGGAAAUAUAAAAAAUUCUUUGUAUUUUACCUCGUCAAUAUAGAGUCUGGAGCCUUGUGUAGUGAAGAAAGGAACAAUGGUAUACAAAGGAAAACAAAACCGACAACAACAAAAAGAAUAGAAAAGUGUGAGAUUCCUUGUUUCUGAGAGCCUCUCUACUGAUUAACAAGCCAAAUUUUUCAUAGCUCUCCUUUCUUUGCAUUUUAAUAUAUAUCCCUCAGUUCAUAUAAGUUCUAGUAGAAUUCUCAGCAGUAUGUCUAUCUGUAGCUCACUGUUUCUGUUCCUUCCCUGGUAAAAUGGACAUCUUCACACCUACCUCACAGGGCUGUUGUGAGGAUCAAAUAAGGUAUUGUGUGUAAAGAUGCUCUGUAAAAUCAUAAAGUGCUUUAAAUGCAUCAGA
Messenger RNA from Echinops telfairi (small Madagascar hedgehog), 2325 nucleotides. RefSeq names its product macrophage scavenger receptor 1 (gene MSR1). Gene Ontology annotation, biological process: receptor-mediated endocytosis. Gene Ontology annotation, molecular function: scavenger receptor activity. Gene Ontology annotation, cellular component: membrane. The record is from RefSeq and is a predicted model, not a curated record. The coding region runs from base 33 to 1085 and encodes 350 amino acids. NCBI's taxonomy places the organism in Eukaryota, Metazoa, Chordata, Mammalia, Afrosoricida, Tenrecidae. The transcript has 9 exons.